Molecule: messenger RNA, 8496 nt
Organism: Dama dama (fallow deer)
Lineage: Eukaryota; Metazoa; Chordata; Mammalia; Artiodactyla; Cervidae
Gene: SLC16A14
Product: solute carrier family 16 member 14
Exons: 7
Coding region: 328-1962 (544 amino acids)
Biological process (GO): transmembrane transport; monocarboxylic acid transport
Molecular function (GO): monocarboxylic acid transmembrane transporter activity
Source: RefSeq, a predicted model, not a curated record
UCUCGAUCUCCAAGCUCCCCAAGACGGAGCUGGCCAGGCAGCGAGAGGCGGAGGCGCCGGGAGCCCGCACCGAGCGCCGAGCCGGGCGGAGCGCCGAGCCGCGGGCGCAGGCAGCUCCGGGAUGAUCCGCGACAUCGCCACAAAUCUCUCCGCCCAACCGCUCCGGGGGCUCCGAGGAAGGCAGCGAGUUCGGAGAUCCGGGCCGGGAGCCGAGUGAGGCCGCCGCCCGGCGGGCUGUGGGCGAAUUCAGUUAAACCUUGAAGGAUGAGCAGAAGAGGAGCAGGAGAUUAGAAGGAGAGAAGAGUGUUCCCGAAAGAAGAAAACAUCAUGCACAAAAAAACUGCAAGGCUGUGCCAGGUUCAGGGAGCUGCAGGUGCUUCCACCAGCCUGGAAAGUAGAGGGCAAAGAACAUCUUGGAAAAUGUAUACAAGUCAUGAAGACAUUGGGUAUGAUUUUGAAGAUGACCCCAAAGAUAAGAAAACACUUAAACCCCACCCAGACAUUGAUGGCGGCUGGGCCUGGAUGAUGGUCUUGUCCUCUUUCUUUGUUCACAUCCUCAUCAUGGGCUCCCAGAUGGCCCUGGGUGUCCUCAACGUGGAGUGGCUUGAAGAAUUCCAUCAGAGCCGCGGCCUGACGGCGUGGGUCAGCUCUCUGAGCAUGGGCGUCACCUUGAUUGUGGGACCUUUCAUCGGCUUGUUCAUUAACACCUGUGGGUGCCGCCGGACAGCCAUCAUUGGAGGGCUGCUGAACUCGCUGGGCUGGGUGUUGAGUGCCUACGCUGCGAACGUGUAUUAUCUUUUUAUUACCUUUGGACUGGCAGCUGGCUUCGGCAGCGGGAUGGCCUACCUGCCGGCCGUGGUCAUGGUGGGCAGGUACUUCCAGAAGAGGCGCGCGCUCGCCCAGGGUCUCAGCACCACCGGGACCGGCUUCGGCACGUUCCUCAUGACGGUCUUGCUCAAGUACCUGUGCGCGGAGUACGGCUGGCGGAACGCCAUGUUCAUCCAGGGCGCCGUGUCCCUGAACCUGUGCGUGUGCGGGGCGCUCAUGAGGCCGCUCUCGCCUGGGAUGGACUGCGAUGACCCCGAAGGGAAGGCGCCACACCGCGUCCUGCCGGCUCACUCCACUGAAUCGGUCAGGUCCAGUGGACACCUGGGGGAAGCCGAGGACAAGCCUGGGGGCCCCUGCACCGAGGACACCUCCCUCGGGGACGCGCCCGCCCAGGCGUGCCAGGAGAAAGCCGCACACACAGACAUGUGCGCCUUCCGGCUUCUGAAGACGGUGAGCCAGCUGACCAUGAGGGUCAGGAAGGGCUUCCGGGACUGGUACUCGGGCUAUUUUGGGACAGCCUCGCUCUUUACUAAUCGGAUGUUUGUCGCCUUUAUUUUCUGGGCUCUGUUUGCCUACAGCAGCUUCGUCAUCCCUUUCAUUCACCUCCCAGAAAUAGUCAACUUGUACAAGUUAUCAGAGCAAAAUGAUGUGUUCCCCCUGACUUCGAUCAUAGCCAUAGUUCACAUCUUUGGAAAAGUGGUCCUGGGCGUUGUGGCCGACCUACCCUGCAUCAGCGUGUGGAAUGUCUUCCUGAUGGCCAACUUCACCCUGGUCCUCAGUAUUUUUAUUCUGCCCUUGAUGCACACCUAUGCCGGCCUGGCAGUCAUCUGUGCCCUGAUAGGCUUUUCCAGCGGUUAUUUCUCCCUGAUGCCCGUGGUGACGGAGGACUUGGUGGGGAUUGAGCACCUGGCCAAUGCCUACGGUAUCAUCAUCUGUGCUAACGGCAUCUCUGCGUUGCUGGGACCGCCUUUUGCAGGGUGGAUCUACGACAUCACCCAAAAAUAUGACUUUUCCUUCUAUAUAAGCGGUUUACUCUACAUGAGUCGGUGCCAAGCUCCCUCCCAGGAACCACACAGGCAUCUCAGCAUCAAGUCGCCAGAACUUUGGAUGGUGUCUAUGAGCAUCCGUGCUUGAUCUCAGCUUAUUUGUGCAUCCAUUAGCAAGAUGUGCCCGGAGGUCAUGGCUUCUUUGCUUUAUGCCAUUUCAAUUAAGGUUUCAUAGAAUGCUCUCUGCUUUCAGACGGUGGAGGAAACCUGUAAAUGAAUUUUAAGCACAAGAAAAUGCUAGAAUUCAGAAAUUAUUACAGGGAGCUAUCGCUCUACCAGUGUAAAACAAAGGCAGACCCUAAUUUCAAAGGUAAUGCAUUUAGUACAAUUAAAGAAACACAGUUUAUAUUUUUAUUAAAGAAUUCUACAGCUAGGGCAUACAAUUUCUAAAUCUUUCUCUAAACAUAGCAUUUGCCAUUACUCCUAAUGCAGUAGUAUCUAGUUAUAAACUGAAUCUUGAGGCAAAUCUUAAUAAAUAAAUGAUAUAAAUAAUCUCCUUAGUGAAAGUCUUAUUUGUGCAUAUAACCAUUGAGUCAAGGGCUAAAAUUCAAGCACUUUUAUUCAUUUUAUUGGCCUCUUAGUUUAUCCGCAUGCUCUGGGGCCUAUAAAAAUUUUUUUCUGGGUUUCUCUUACUCAGUAAAUAAAGUAGAAAAUGAAUUGUUGAUUGACAUGUAAAGCUGGUUGUUUAAGUCAUUUGUAAAGCAUGUUACUAAUCCCAAAUAUAAGACUAUCACGUUGUGAGGAUAAUAAACAAAAGGCCCUUGGUCCAAACGUCUGUGCGCCAGACAUUGGAGUGGUGGUGACAAGCAGCCCUUCUCCAAUGCCUCUUGCUGGGCUAUGGGCAGUUCAUUCGCCUGAGCUCAGCACAGUUUUUAAAAUAGUUCUCUUGAUUGAUUUCAUACCGAAGAUAACUAUGAUUCAUGACAUCGAGUAACGCUCUUCCUUUAUCGGAGAUCUCUAUUUUUCUAAGCCAAACAUUUUUCAGACUGCAAAAUGUUCUUCCGAGAAUCGUUUUGAAAUUUCUGGCUGCCUUACUUGUUUACACCUAUUUUAGAACUAUUUAAGUUUUCACUCACGAUUUGCUUAUCACACACACACAAAUAUUUUAAUAUCCUUGCCAGUGUCUUGGGUCAAAUUUAUCUAAAGUGAGUACAGACCAUUCUCAAUUAGCCUUGGUGAUUAGACAGGAAUGGUACUAGAAACUGGAGUCACAGAAUGUUACCCCAGUCUAAUUUUAGCCAGCUGUUUCAGUCUUUUACUCCACCAAACCCUUCAGAGCUGUUAACAAGUGAUUACAUGCACACAUUUCCUUUUUGUUUCAUCUCCAUUAUUUCCUGCUCUAAUGUCUAGUGGGAGGGGUUGUGUAAUGAAAGGGUCCACCAAAAUAACAAUAAUAAUAAAAGGCAGCUAAUGGAAAGGAGGAACAAAAGCAUGGCUAAUAUACCCACACAAUAUUACCUCCAAGGAUUCGAGAAUUGCCUGUAAAUUAUGAUAGAUAAUAAAUUGCAUGUCAUACUCCAUUUGGUCCAACACGACCUGUUUGUUAUCGUGACAGCUUUGGUUGCUAUGAAAAUAACCUACUCUCUGUUUUUGAUAAAGGUAAUCUUCAAUGCUGACACAGUGUUUUUUCUCUCAAUAUAUAUUUACCAUUAAAUUAGGAUGAUUAGAUUGAAAAUCAUGUUGUGGGUUUUAAAACUGACAACACUGCUUCCUUACUUUCAUUUACUGACACGAUCAAAUUAACAAGUUGUUGUUUAGUCACUCAGUCGUGUCUGAUUCCCUGUGAUCCCAUGGACUGCAGCAGGCCAGGCUUCCCUGUCCUUCACUAUCUCCCUGAGUGUGCUCAAAUUCAUGUCCGUUGUGUCGAUGAUGCCAUCCAACCAUCUCAUCCUCCAUCACCCCGUCUCCUCCUGCCCUCAGUCUUUCCCAGCAUCAGGAUCUUUUCCAGUGAAUUUGCUCUUCACAUCAGGUGGCCAAAAUUUUAGAACCUCAGCUUCAGCAUCAGCCCUUCCAAUAAAUGUUCAGGAUUGAUUUCCUUUAGGAUUAACUGGUUUGAUCUUCCUUGCAGUCCAGGGGACUCUCAAGAGUCUUCUCCAGGCAGAGUUAAAUAUUUGGAAUGGUGCUAUAUAGCCAGUGUCAAUGUUUGCACUGUUAGUUGUGCAUCACAAAUACAAACUUUUUAUCCAAUGAUCCAGCUGUGGUUAACUAUCCAAGUUAGACCUGCUCAUGUUCAGUUCAUCCAGUUGUUUGUUGAUUUACUGUAUUUAUGGAAGUGAUGAUUUCUUCCAAAUCAAGUCCUCAUUUUACAAAAACAGAGUAAAUCUUACUUGCAAUAUUCAUGUUGCCAACAGAAAAAAAGAGAAUGCUUGUAAAGAAUUACAGCAAAUACAUUCAUAUAUCCUGUUUAAAAUAUUAUUUACAGUUCUCUGAAGAUAUUAUAAAGAGUUGAUUGUAAUGUUACAUGCUUUAUAGGUUUCCCCUCAUGUAUUCAAAUAAUUUUAUUUACAUAUAACUAAAUAAAUUUUGUCCUCUUUAAAGUUGGUCAGUGAGUUUCUGUACAAAAUCUUUUUUUUCUUGGUUUUAAGAGGAAAAUGCCUAAGUGAUGAUUAUCAGUUUGGUUCUUUCCCUGGAAAAGAGUUUUUCUCUAGGUGUGAUUACCAAACCUGUUUCCCAGGUGGCACAGUGGUAAAGAAUCCACCUGCCAAUGCAGGAGACAUGAGACGUGGCUUCGAUCUCUGGGUAGGGAAGAUCCCCUGGGGUAGGAAAUGGCAACCCACUUCAGUCUUCUUGCCUGAAAAAUCCCAUGAACAGAGGAGCCUAGUGGGGGCUACGUAGAGUUGCAAAGAAUCAGACGUGACUGAGUGACUGAGCGCCAAACCACCUGGAGAAAAUUACCUGACACCAACUAUUAGAAGGGCCAAGUUUAGCUCCAAAAUUUAAAAGGUUAAAAACCUUUUAACUGAGCAACUACGUUUCUAAAGUUUUUUGUACAUGAACAAAGACAAAUGAAUAAGGGUUGUUUGAUUUAUUGUUUGCUAUAUAAAAGACUGGAUAUAAUUUAAAUGUCCAUCAGUGGGAACUGCUUAAUAAAGUAUGGUAUUUAUGCAAAUAUUACAAAGAGACAGAUCCAUCUGUAAAAUUAGAAAACAGUAUUCAAGAUAUAUUGCUAAGAGAAAAAAAUCAAGAUGUGUUUAAUGUACUGCUGAUUACGUUUUUGCUAACUACAAAAAAGGUGAUUCAUGGCUUGUGUCUGUUCAUAUAUAUAUAGAAUAUUUCUGGAAGGAAACACAAAAAAAUCAUUAACAGUGUUCCGCUCUGGGGAGGAAAGUUUGGGUUCUGGGAUGGGACUGACUUUUCCCUUAUACACAGGAUGUUUUUCCAAUUCAAAACUUGUGUCCAAAUUUUUUUUUCGUGUUUCAUCUAUUUAUUUAUUUUUAGGCCACAAGGCAUGUGGGAUCUUUAGUUUCCCAACCAGGGGUCAAACCCACACUCUCUGCAUUGGAAGCAUGGAGUCUUAACAACUGAACUGCCAGGGAAGUCCCCAGAAUUGUUUAAAUGCAGGUUCCUGGAGCUACAUAAAAACCUAGUGGGUUGGAGUCUUGGGGGAUGGGGCCAAUAAAUCUUCCUUGUAGAUAAGCUUAUCAGUUGAUUCUUGUUGUUGUUGACAGUCACUUAGUUGUGUCUGACUCGUUGUGAUCCCAUGGACUGCAGCACUCCAAGCUUCCCUGUCCUUCACCAUCUCCCAGAGCUUGGUCAAACUCAUGUCCAUUGAGUCGGUGACGCCAUCCAACCACCUCCUCCUCUGUCACCACCUUUUCCUCUUACCUUCAAUCUUUCCCAGCAUCAGGGUCUUUUCUAAUAAGUCAGCUCUUUGCCAUCAGGUGGCCAAAGUACUGGAGCUUCAGCUUCAGCAUCAGUCCUUCCAAUGAAUAUUCAGGAUUGAUUUCCUUUAGGAUUGACUGGUUUGAUCUCCUUGCAGUCCAAGGGACUCUCAAGAGUUUUCUCCAAACCACAAUUCAAAAGCAUCAAUUCUUCAAUGCUCAGCCUUCUUUAUGGUCCAGCUCUCACAUCCAUACAUGACUACUGGAAAAACCAUAGCUUUGACUACACGGACCUUUGUUGGCAAAGUAAUGUCUCUGCUUUUUAAUAUGUUGUCUAGGUUUGUCAUAGCUUUUCUUCCAAGAAUCAAGUCUUUUAAUUUCAUGGCUGUAGUCACCAUCUACGCUGAUUAUGGAGCCCAAGAAAAUAAAGUCAGUCACUGUUUUCAUUGUUCCUCCAUCUAUUUGCCAUGAAGUGAUGGGAUCAGAUGCCAUGGUCUUAGUUUUCUGAAUGUUGAAAUUUAAGCCAGCUUUUUCACUCUCCUCUUUCACUUUUACCCAUAGGCUCUUUAGUUCUUCACUUUCUGCCAUCAGGGUGGGAUCAUCUGCAUAUCUGAGGUUAUUGAUAUUUCUCCUGGCAGUCUUGAUUCCAGCUUCUGCUUCAUCCAGCCCAGCACUUCACAUGAUGUACUGAUGUAGUCUUCAUAUAAGUUAAAUAAGCAGGGUGACGAUAUACAGCCUUGACAUACUCCUUCCCCAAUUUGGAACCAGUCUGUUGUGUCCAUGUCCUGUUCUAACUGUUGCCUCUUGACCUGCAUACAGGUUUCUCAGGAGGCAGGUAAAGUGUUUCCAUCUCUUUAAGAAUUUUCCACAGUGUGUUGUGAUCCACACAGUCAAAGGCUUUAGCAUAGUCAAUGAAGAAUAAAUUGAUGUUUUUCUGGAAUUCUCUUGUUUUUUCCUGUGAUCCAACGAAUGUUGACAAUUUAAUCUGUUUCCUUUGCUGUUUCUAAAUCCAGCUUGAACAUUUGGAAUUUCUUGGUUCACAUACUAUUGAAGACUAGCUUGGAGAAUUUUGAGCAUUACUUUGCUAACAUGUGAAAUGAAUGCAAUUGUGCAGUUAUUUGAACAUUCUUUGGCUUUGCCUUUCUUUGGGAUGGGAAUGAAAAUUGACCUUUUCCAGUCCUGCGUACACUGCUGAGUUUUCCAGAUUUUCUGGCAUAUUGAGUGCAGCACUUUCACAGCAUCAUCUUUUAGGAUUUGAAAUAGCUCAGUUGGAAUUCCAUCAGCUCCACUAGCUUUGUUUGUAGUGAUGCUUCCUAAGGCCCACUUGACUUUGCACUCCAGGAUGUCUGGUUCUAGGUGAGUGAUCACACCAUUGUGGUUAUCUGGGUCAUUCAAAUCUUUUUUGUAUAGUUCUUCUGUGUAAUCUUGCCACUUCUUCUUAAUAUCUUCUGCUUCUGUUAGGUCCAUACCAUUUCUGUCCUUUAUUGUGCCAUCUUUGUAUGAAAUGUUCCAUCGGUAUUUAUAAUUUUCUUGAAGAGAUCUCUAGUCUUUCCCAUUCUAUUGUUUUCCUCUAUUUCUUUGCAUUGAUCACUGAGGAAGGCUUUAUCAUCUCUCCUUGCUAUUCUUUGGAAUUCUGCAUUCAGGUGGGUAUAUCUUUCAUUUUCUCCUUUGCCUUUACUUUCUCUGGACUUCCCUGGUGGCUCAGACGGUAAAGCGUCUGCCUGCAAUGCAAGAGAACUGGGUUCAAUAUCUGGGUCAGGAAGAUCCCCUGGAGAAGGAAAUGGCAACCCACUUCAGUACUCUUGCCUGGAAAAUUUCGUGGACUGAGGAGCCUGGUAGGCUACAGUCCACAGGGUUGCAAAGAGUCGUACACGACUGAGCGACUUCACUUUCUUUCUCUCUCUUGUUUCUUAGCUAUUUUUAAGGUCUCUUCAGACAACCAUUUUGCCUUUUUGCAUUUCUUUUUCUUGAUGAUGGUCUUGAUCACCGCUUCCUGCACAGUGUUACAAACCUCUGUCCAUAGUUCUUCAGGCACUCUAUCAGAUCUAAUCCGUUGAAUCUAUCUAAAUCCCUUCCACUGUAAGGGAUUUGAUAUCAGUCAUACUUGAAUGGUCUAGUGGUUUUCCCUGCUUUCUCCAGUUUAAGUCUGAAUUUUUUAAUAAGGAGUUCAUGAUCUGAGCCAGUCAGCUCCCAGUCUUAUUUUUGAGACUGUAUAGAGCUUCUCCAUCUUCAGCUGCAAAGAAUAUAAUCAAUUUUAUUAUGGUAUUGACCAUCUGGUAAUAUCCAUAUGUAGAGUCAUCUCUUAUUUUGCUGGAAGAGAGCGUUUGCUAUGACCAGUGGGUUCUCUUGGCAAAACUCUGUUAGCCUUUGUCCUGCUUCAUUUUGUACUACAAGGCCAAGUGAAAGAAAGUGAAAGUUGCUCAGUCAUGUCUGACUUUUUGUGAACCCAUGGACUAUAGUGUCCAUGGAAUUCUCCAGGCCAGAAUACUGGAGUAGGUAGCCGUUCCCUUCUCCAGGGGAUCUUCCCAACCCAGGGAUUGAACUCAGGUCUCCCACCUUGCAGAUGGAUUCUUUAGCAGCUGAGCCACCAGGGAAGACCAGACUUUCCUGUUACUCCAGGUAUCUCUUGAGUUCCUACUUUUGCAUUCCAGUUCAUUUAUGGUCACUAAAAUUGGAGACCAGCUUUCAGUAUAUUUAAGAGUAACACAUUCCAGGGACUUCUCUGGUGGUCCAGUGGUUAAGACUCCAUGCUUCUACUUCAGGGGCUGUGAGUUUGAUCCCUGGUCAGGAAACUAAGAUCC